CUCCGCUGCCCAGUGGGAGAGGAGGCCGUGGUCACGGAGGUGCGCAUGCGCAGGCCGCCUUCGCCGACACCGGGGAUCGCAGACGGGGCCCGGGGUUGGGUCGGAGUAGAGCGGGCGCAGGAUGGACGAGGACGUGCUGACUACUCUGAAGAUCCUCAUCAUCGGAGAGAGCGGGGUGGGCAAGUCCAGCCUGCUCCUGAGGUUCACAGAUGACACCUUUGAUCCAGAACUUGCAGCAACAAUAGGUGUUGACUUUAAAGUGAAAACUAUUUCAGUGGAUGGAAAUAAGGCUAAACUUGCAAUAUGGGAUACGGCCGGUCAAGAGAGGUUCAGAACCCUAACUCCCAGCUAUUACAGAGGUGCGCAGGGAGUUAUACUAGUUUAUGAUGUCACAAGAAGAGACACCUUUGUUAAACUGGAUAAUUGGUUAAACGAAUUGGAAACAUACUGUACAAGAAAUGACAUAGUAAACAUGCUAGUUGGAAAUAAAAUUGAUAAGGAAAAUCGUGAAGUUGAUAGAAAUGAAGGCCUGAAAUUUGCACGAAAGCAUUCUAUGUUGUUUAUAGAGGCAAGUGCAAAAACCUGUGAUGGUGUUCAGUGUGCCUUUGAGGAGCUUGUUGAAAAGAUCAUUCAGACACCUGGACUGUGGGAAAGUGAAAACCAGAACAAAGGAGUCAAGCUGGCACACAGGGAAGAGAGCCACGGAGGAGGAGCCUGCAGUGGUUAUUGCUCUGUGCUAUAAACUCUGGGAAGUCCGUCUCUUGCAUAUUUGAUCAGAUAGUGACAUCUUUCUGUAUAUAAACUCUUAACUGCUAUUAGGGACCUUGCAGUUUGCACAUAAUUGUUUUUAUCAUGGCAGUGAGUAUUUGCAAGAACUCCCCUCACCGGCUUUCCCAGGUGAAAUGUUAUGGUAAGCAUGCACAGUUUGCAGUCUAUAGUUUGUUUUUUUAAUGUAACGUAAAAUAGGUGUACCUUCAUGAGUACAUUUGGUUUUAUGAUUUACAUUUAUCAUGUCAUUUUUAAAAACAUCCGUCUAGUAUGUGUUGCUGCAAGUCUGCUUUUUUUCUCCCUUUUGCUUAAUUACUGAAUUACUUGGUAUGUAGAGCCGGGACGGUGGGGAGGGGUGGAGGUAUCAUCAGCCUACCCAGGUUCCCGUGAGGAGUGACAAAGCACUAUGCACAACUCUUCUCGGGUGUUGAAGAUGCUUAGUACUAAGUCAAAUUCUCAGUCCAGGAUAGAGCCCAGGGCAAUUCACAAUUAAAUCCCUAUGUUCUGAUGAUGCUUCCAAAAUAGUAUUGAUAAGUUAAAGCAGUUUGGUAUUUUAAUUUCCUCCAGUCUUCGCUCAGUCACCUGGAGCUUUAACCCUGUGUUGCACACAUUGGUUCCUGAUCCUUGGUGUGAUGUAUUAGUUACAUGGCAUCUGGCAGGAUACCGGUAAGACUGGCCCUCAUGUGGGUUUCAGAAGGCCGUGAGCAGUAUAUUCUAACUCCUGUAGUACUUCCACUUUUAAAACCAACAGCUUUCUUCACAAGUGUUGGCAUUAUUAGUCCAGGUGCUCAGGUGUAGUUUGUUGUAUAAUGACUGUCUGUAUCUUACAGCUUCCAUAAAUGGCUAGUUGCUAUUCAAAAACCCGUUUCUGUGUUUUGAAGGUGGGGGAGAAAAACACUAAAUGAUAAUUUGAAAAAGGCAAAUUGCUUCCAGAUUCUGACUGCUGGGGAAAUGCUAUUGCAAUGAGAUCGUUGAUAAUUGACUGUAACAAAUAGCAAGUAGCUUAUUAAAAACCAACCUGUACAGAAUAAUAAACCUUUUCCACAAUAUUCAGUUUUCUAACUCCUUGUUAUGGUAUAUUGUAUGUUUUUUCACUCAUACAUUAUUUAAUUCUUUUGACCUCUGCUAUUUAUGCUCCAUAAGUGAAAUGCACUUAGGUUGCUCACUGUUAAACCCUCAUGAAGAUACUAAUUUUUGCAGUUUAUUCUCUAUGUACUACGAUGGUAAAUGAUAAACAUUUUUGUGUACCUUUG
This is a messenger RNA of Psammomys obesus (fat sand rat), 2021 nucleotides long. RefSeq names its product RAB18, member RAS oncogene family (gene Rab18). The coding region runs from base 122 to 742 and encodes 206 amino acids. The record is from RefSeq and is a predicted model, not a curated record. NCBI's taxonomy places the organism in Eukaryota, Metazoa, Chordata, Mammalia, Rodentia, Muridae. The transcript has 7 exons. Gene Ontology annotation, molecular function: GTP binding; GTPase activity.